Molecule: messenger RNA, 940 nt
Organism: Phlebotomus papatasi
Lineage: Eukaryota; Metazoa; Arthropoda; Insecta; Diptera; Psychodidae
Exons: 3
Coding region: 69-875 (268 amino acids)
Biological process (GO): regulation of exit from mitosis
Cellular component (GO): nucleus
Source: RefSeq, a predicted model, not a curated record
CCAAAAUUCAUAUUCAUUUGCCAUGUGACAGUUUUGGAACCGACACGCGGAUUUUUAGUUUGCAAAAAAUGUCUGCAAAAAAGACCAAAAAUGUGGAAGUUUCUGUUAAUGUAGCUGACGAAGUACUGACACUGAACAGAGCCAGCGCUAUCUUUUCAUCCCUGGUAAAAAUUCUGGCUGUACAACGCAAUCAAAUCCCAUUUUCCUAUCAAACAUUCAGUCUUCUGGUGAACCGGGUUCGCCAGGAUGACGAAGAUGCGUCAAAGGAAGGCUCCUGGAAGGCAUUCCAGGUGGAAAAACAGCGGGAUUUGGCCAAGAACACUGUCCAGGAUUAUGAGAAGUUCCUAAAAAUGAUACAGAUUGGCUUUGAGAAUUCUGUUCAGGAAGCUGUGAUCCUCUUUGGUGCCACCAUCUUCACACCCAAGGAGAUCUGGCACGUUGAAUUUCCUAAAGAUAUGAAGACAAACUUUUGGAGCACAAGAAACUCCCAGCAGGCCGUUGAUCAGAUUGUUUCGGCAAUUGGAUUUCAUAAGCAGCUCUGGGAGAGUUUUUCUAGGCAACUCUUGCCCACAAAUAUGUAUUUAAUGUUGAAGAUUGAUGAAAGCAAGACAAUUUCUCAAGGAUUUCUUGAGAUGUUCACAAAGAAUGAAGAUUUCACAAUUCCCGGAAGAUGCCCUGUAUCUAAAAUUACAAUACAGAAUAAUCUUACAGAGAGUGCAAUGGGAAACCAAUUCCUUGAUCUCAGCUUCUUGGGGGACGUCUUGCAUAGAAGUCCAGAGAAAAAGACUGAAAACUGCCAAUGGUAUGAGUGUGAUGUCAGUGUGAAGGGAUUCAAGGAUGUUCUGGUGAAGGGGAAGAGUAUUUGGAACUUGUAGAGGCGCAUGAAUUUUAUUAAGGCCUUGUUAGUAUGAAUUCAAUAAAGAAAAUUUAUAACAAACGA